Messenger RNA from Diorhabda sublineata, 1781 nucleotides. Its product is annotated as partner of bursicon-like. Gene Ontology annotation, cellular component: bursicon neuropeptide hormone complex; extracellular region. Gene Ontology annotation, molecular function: neuropeptide hormone activity; G protein-coupled receptor binding. The record is from RefSeq and is a predicted model, not a curated record. The transcript is spliced from 6 exons. Lineage: Eukaryota; Metazoa; Arthropoda; Insecta; Coleoptera; Chrysomelidae. Bases 958 to 1749 code for a protein of 263 amino acids. Gene Ontology annotation, biological process: G protein-coupled receptor signaling pathway.
AAUAUUCAAUAAUUCCUGGUGGCUAGUCCAAGCUAUAUACGGGGGCGAAAGCUCCUGUCGUAUACAAGCGACGUGGGGUGAUGACUUUGGAUGUUCCCAAUAUCUAUCUGUCGUUCAGGAUCGCAUGGAAUCGAUUGGGAGUGCAGCAGACCGCGUUUGUUUGAAUUCCUUACGUGGAGGUGAACCCCACCGACGGAAUUGUUGUCCAACAACUUCGCGUUGUCGAAAAACCACAGUCGAAACGUUGAAAACCCCCCAAAAGAUCCAACAAACACACACCUUGAGAUAACUGAAGCUCGGGAAUGCGUUCGCUAUUGAUCUUUUGGAUAAUAACAUCCGAAAUACGGCCCUGCAGUAUUUGCGAACUCUUCUCCAUAGAACUCGGUCAAGUGUCGAUGGAUUGAGCCUAGCACUUUCCCUAGAAGCUGUAGCUCAUCAUUUUUGGUAUUCUAGAUCUUCAAAAUUAUAUAAAGUUCGUUCGAUUAUCCGGCAACCGUCAUUUUUUCAAUUUUCCGCACCAUUUUCGUAUUAAUACACUUUUUUUUUAAACACCUCGCGGAGGAACGGUUUUAACGGACAAAAAACGAAUCGCAGAGCGUAAUUCGUACCCAUGUUUCAGGAUUUACGAGGCUACACGUCAAAUUCCACCUGACAGUGUUCCUAGUGCACUUAUUUUAUGUACAACCCUCGUAUUUAGAUAAAUUUGUUUCGAAUUACGUAUCGUCGGAUCAUUAGCCACUUCCGUUCAUUAAAAAUAUCACUGGUAUUAAUGACGAUUUUCCAAAUUAUUGAAUAGAAUUUUACAUUAUAAAACAUAAUAUUUACGACAUUUUAAAUUGAUUGAUCAAAUGGAAAUGAUAAAUUUCAUUUCGGGAAAAUCGUAGAAAGAACUGGGAAAGUAUAAAAGGGUGGAAUGUAGAAAUCCCAGCUCAGUUAGCUGUUUGAGAGCGCGAAGAGAUGUUGUUUUAUUUUGUAAUUUUUGGAAUUUUAAGUUUUUCUUAUGUAAUCGGCGUAAAUGACAUGUCUGAAGAAACUUGUGAAACUCUACCCUCCGAAAUUCAUUUAACGAAAGAGGAAUACGACGAAUUGGGAAGACUUCAAAGGACAUGCAACGGCGAAAUAGCUGUCAACAAAUGUGAAGGAUCGUGUAAAAGUCAAGUACAACCAUCAGUUAUAACGCCAACCGGAUUUCUGAAGGAAUGCUAUUGCUGCAGAGAAAGUUAUCUUAGAGAAAGAAUAGUUACUUUAUCUCAUUGUUACGAUCCCGAUGGUGUGAGAUUGACGUCUGAAGGUAACAACGCUCUGGACGUCAAACUUAGAGAACCUUCCGAAUGCAAGUGUUUCAAAUGCGGCGAUUUUACUGCUAGUACGACUGAUGAAUGUCAAGUAACGCCUGUCAUACACGUUUUACAGUAUCCUGGAUGCGUACCAAAACCUAUACCUAGUUUUGCUUGUAUAGGGAGAUGUGCAUCGUAUUUACAAGUAUCCGGUAGCAAAAUUUGGCAAAUGGAAAGAUCAUGCAUGUGCUGCCAAGAAUCAGGGGAAAGAGAAGCUUCAGUUUCAUUGUUUUGUCCGAAAGCGAAGCCAGGAGAACGUAAAUUUAUAAAGGUAACCACAAAAGCUCCAUUGGACUGUAUGUGUAGACCGUGUACUGGAGUCGAAGAGAGUGCUGUUAUACCACAAGAAAUGGCGGGGUAUUCUGAUGAAACUCCUUUAUCAGGACAUUUUCUUAAAUCACAUCAAUUGUGAAACAUCUUGACUAUUACAUUUAAUAUUGAAUA